Colletotrichum phormii is the source of this 600-nucleotide messenger RNA. RefSeq lists its product as uncharacterized. Lineage: Eukaryota; Fungi; Ascomycota; Sordariomycetes; Glomerellales; Glomerellaceae. The transcript has a single exon. The coding region runs from base 1 to 600 and encodes 199 amino acids. The record is from RefSeq and is a predicted model, not a curated record.
AUGUGUCGCCACUGCUUCGACAACAAGCAUCGCGACGGCGCGCCUCCCAGCAUGCGAGCAAAGGAGGUCGCUCGCCGAAAAAUAGAAGAAACAGCUCGCUUGGAAAAGCUCAAAGCAGAUGAGAUAGCGGAAGAGGAAGAAGCAAUGAAGGAUCAUCGUUUCAUGACCCCAACAAGGUCACCAAGUAAGACGUUCGUCGAGGCUGCGCCUAGUCACGACGGCGCCCCGACCUUUGCCGCGUACCAGAUCCACGACGACACCCCUGAAUCCGACGCGGCCGCGCUCCGGGCUCUACGCACCUCAUUCGGCUUCGUCGUGUAUGAUACUACGGAGACUGCUCGUCCCGCCCGCAGUGCUCGGCUUGCCCACGCCUUAUUUGACCACACGCGCAUGAAUCGAGACACGAUACGCUACGGAGCAGAUUGUAUCGAGGUCGUCACGCUGCCCCUACUGAAUUCUUUCUCCAUGGACCGGCGCAUUGAGGCCUGCAUGCGCCACCAAGAUGCCGAGUACCAAAGUCGUUUGCGCAUCGCUGACAAGGCUGAGGCGGCCUCGUGGUUCCUCGCCGAGCGUAUCAUGGAUCCGCGACUCGCGCGUUGA